Messenger RNA from Radiomyces spectabilis, 285 nucleotides. RefSeq lists its product as uncharacterized. Bases 4 to 201 code for a protein of 65 amino acids. The transcript is spliced from 2 exons. Lineage: Eukaryota; Fungi; Mucoromycota; Mucoromycetes; Mucorales; Radiomycetaceae. The record is from RefSeq and is a predicted model, not a curated record.
GGGAUGGCAACCAUGAUUGGAAAAAUAGUUGAAGCCGGGACUGCUCAGCGGUUGGAUCGGCUUGGCCGUGGAACCAGGCACCGAAGGUGGAUACACUGGGGCUGGUCCUCCGUAACGAUAGUUGGUGUCGAGCGGACCGCUAGGGUUCGUCUCGGUUACGAUAGGUGGGAAAGGAAAGUACGGAAGCGUCGAUGUCGCUGAAGCCAAUUCAGUUAGACUCUCUAUUGAGGGUAAUGAUGAUGAGGAGAGUGGUGAUGAAGAAAAAUAGGAAAAAGAAGAAGAAAU